GCAUCCAGCUGUGCUACACUCCUCUCUCUCUCUCUCUUCAUCGUGGAGCUUGCAGCAGAUCUCUUUGUCUGCCGGUUUAGAGCAGGGUGUGAGGUGAAGAGCAGUCGGUUCAUAAUGGAUUAUUGAUUGGUCUGAGAAUACACUGGCUCUGCACUGUGUGUGUGCGUGUGUGUGUGUGUGUGUGUGUGUGUCUGUGUGUGUGUACGUUUAAGACUCCAUACCAUCCCUUCUGUCCCACUCUGUGCACUGAAUGUCUCCACUUUAUGAGCAACUGAACAGAGGAUAGCAAGGUUUUUUGUAAAGUGCUCUCUGUAUGUUAUGCUCCGUGAAGCAGUAUGUGUGUGUGUGUGUGUGUGUGUGUGUGUGUGAGCAGCUCUCUGUAUGGGCCGUUAACCUCUCAAUGCUGCCUGUAUGAAACAGUGUUAAAAGCCCACUGUGUGCACAUAUAGACUUUCAAAAGAUGUGUGUGGACAACAUUAAAAGCCCCCUCUGUUUUGCUUCUUGAUUCCUCAGUUCCCCCUGCAUGUAUGCGUUUGUGUGUGUGUGUGUUUGUGUGUGCGUGUGUGUGUGCGUGUGUAUUUAAACAAGAGGUCCACUCUUUAUUUUUUCCCCGCUGCUGCGUAUUUUUUUCUUAACCUCUAACGCUCGUCUCUGUGCCGCUGCGUGGGAGGGAAGCGGAGCCCAUCGCGGCUGAAGGAUGUCCCACACGAGAACGACCUACAGUCAUUAUCAGUGAUAAGGUGAAUGAUAUGCAGGCCAUGCUAUAGAGAGCUCACUCCUACAUGAACCUGGAAGCUGCUCAUGUGCUUAAAAACUGAAGAGAUUGAAGAGAAACCGAUAAGAUGGAGAACAGAAGCGCGGUGGAAUAGUUACCUUGAUGGAAAGACCCCUCAAAACUUCCAUCCACUGCUGACACAAUGAAGACCUGGAACUAAGUGAAAACCUUCCCUUUAUUCAGACAAAGAGAUUGCUAAAUCUCACUUAUGAUUUAUAUGCUGGGACUUAUUUAGAUUUUACAUUGUCUAAAUAAAUGACAAAGCUACAUAUGGUGCCAGUGGCACACAGAUAGUUUGAGCUGCUGAUUCAUUGACAGCGCCAGAUGAAGAUGGAUAGAUGGUGUUGCAUCCAGUAACCGGAGAGUGCUAAAUGAGCUGCUGUGUAAGCAGCUUGAUCUCUGGAUGAUUGAAGGCAGAUAGCAUUUUAACUGACCAACAAAGGCACAUUAGACAUCCCUAGAUGUGCAACUGCAGAUAGCAGUAGUUUGAGGUUUUAUUGAGCUUGUGAAAGGCCUUGUAGUUCAGUUCGUAUGAUGAAUCCCAGAGAAAGUGUGGAGAUGAUGGAGACCCGGGCGGGAGGGAAGGAGAAGCUGGUUGGAGACCAGGUCAACCCCGGAAACGAGGUUGACGGUGAGGAUGACAAAAUCCCCGGGGCUUACGACUGCAACAUCUGUGGACGCAGCUUCCCGUUCCUCAGCUCUCUGUCGCAGCAUAUGAGACGCCACACUGGUGCGCGCCCUUACAAAUGCCCAUACUGUGACCACAGGGCCUCUCAGAAGGGCAACCUAAAAGUUCACAUCCGCAGCCACAAACUGGGCACGCUCUCUAGCCACCACUCCAAUGAGGAUGAAGAGGGUGGGGCUGAGGAGGAAGAGAUGAGUGUUUCAGAGGGUCUCGACGGAGGUACGAGUCCAACUAAGAGCAGCUCGGCCUGUAACCGGAUGAUCAAUGGGGAUAGUGGUGAGGAGAGUCGGAGGAAAGUGCCUGGGAGGAGCCUGAAAAGAGAGAAGCCCGUCACCGACCAGAGGCCUUACUGUUGCCGUCUGUGUGGCUACGAGGCCAAUCGAGAAGACCAGCUCCUCAGCCACAUUGAAAAGGUCCACAUAACAGCAGACGCAGAGGAGGAGACCACUGUUAAGGAAGAGGCUAUUCCCGAACCUGAUGUCGUCCAACCCCAGAGUGAUGGGACCUUCCCCUGUGAGACCUGUGGCCAGGUCUUUAGCCAGGCCUGGUUCCUGAAGUCACACAUGAAGAAACACGCAGGAAUCCUGGACCACUGCUGUCGCAUUUGUGGACGUCGGUUCCGCGAAGCUUGGUUUCUCAAAUCGCACAUGAAAACACACAACACCAAAUCUAGGUCACGGUCAAAAGCAGAUUCCGCAGAGCAUCCGGCCACCAUCAACGACGUAGCCCAGGAUCCGGAAAGUGUCACUGGCUCUAUUACAUCCAUCUAUCAGAUGUGUUCUAAAUGUGGGAACCUGUUCCACAACAGAGAGAGCCUGAGGGCCCAUGAAAAAAUCCACAGUCUCGGCUAUGGCAGGAAAUCCGAGAGCCAAAGCAGACUGGGUGAUGAUGAGGACCCACCAGCUGCUAAGAGACGUUACCUUGACUUCUUGAACCUCCAGCCUGUUGAGGAAAAGACCCUGGAUGAAGAGGAGGAGAGUGAGAAGAAGAUGCUAGGUCAAAGAAUCCCAGAGCUAGAUCCAAUUUGCAGCUAUCAGGCCUGGCAAUUAGCUACUAAGGGAAGGGUUGUUGAGCCAGUGGAGCCAAGUUACAAGGCCUCCUAUGGGGGAGGAAGUAUGGGGGAGGAGGCACUCGCCGGAGCCGCUGUGGUUUUUGAGAAGGAGAGCAGCCGUUAUGUCCUGCAAGGUCAGGAGAAACGCAGCUCAGGGCGACGCAGCAGUUCCGGUUUGGGAAGCCAUGCUUCUUCAGGGGACCGGACACCAGAAAGCCUCAGCGACUCUGAGUACCGGCCUUCGUCUCGCCAGGACCGACGACGAUCAUCUUCCUCCAAGUCCACCGAGUGCUUUGAGUGCGGGAAGGUGUUUCGCAGUCGUCACCAGAUGGUCGUCCACCGGCGGGUACACAGGAAGGAUGGAGGUAGGGCAUCCGUGGGAGACAAGGAAAGAACUGCAAGAGACGACCGAUGGGGCUCCACCAGUGAUCCAGAGUCAGGCUCCCCUAGCCGGCCCAGCACCCCAGGGUAUGGAGACUCCCCACCGGAGUCCGCCAUUGGAGACCAGGCCUCAGAGAUCGGUACCGCGAACUCUGGAGAGAUUGCAGAUGAGAAGCCUUACAUCUGCAGCCUUUGUGACUUCGCCUCCACUGAGUUACAGGCCUAUUUGACUCAUGUUCGUGUCCAACACCCGGCUGCUCCCUCAGAGAGACCCAGCCCCGUUCCCAGCCCCAGCUCCAGCUCGGACAGAGGCACCCCAAGUGGUUAUCCCAAGCUGAAGAAAGCUCUUCUUCAGGGUUUGAACAACUCUGCGUCCCCUCAUGCAUACCUUUCAGCUCGAUCCUCCCCGCUCGAUCCCGGCGUGACCCCCAUGGAUCUAUGUAUGAGGGCUGAGGGCUGCAGGGGCACGACCUCCCUAUCCCAGGACAGGAAGAGCCUCCCGAGCCACAAGUGCUCCUUCUGCUCCCACUCCACCCGCUACCCCGAGGUGCUCUGGAUGCACCAGACUGUGGCUCACCGCAUCAACAGCAGUAGCUCCAAUCUCGCUCCUAAAUGGGCCCUGAAAAACAGCUCCAAGGGCUCCAGGGACAACUUAUUAUCCUCCAGGAGACGCACUGGUCCCCCGCCAGUCCUGGAGGGGAAGGAAUGCCCACCGCUACCUCCACUGAUGCGUGCCCAACGUACCCGGCCCCCAACCUACUCCAGCGAGGUUCUAAAGAAGAGCAGGCCAGCCAGUCAGGCAGCCAUGCCAUUAUCAUCAUCCUCCUCUACCCCCUCCUCCUCCUCGUUCUCCAGGGGCUCCUCGUCCACCUCAGGCACCCAAGCUGGGAGAGUCCCCAUCCGGCCAGGCAGCAGCAGCAGCAGCAGCAACAGCAGCAGCAGCAGCGUCAGACACAUGGAGGACCAGAGUCAUCAGCCUCGCUUCAGACCCAAAGUGGAUAUUUACCCUCGGGGAGGCUCGUCGUCUUCCUCCAGCUCCUUGGAGAAGAGCACUGGUUCCCUCUCACGUUCCUCAGCCCCAAGCUCCAGCUCUGCUACCGCAUCCCGGAUCGCUGACCGCUACUUGAUGCCUCAGGAGGGCCUCGGCUUCAUGCUGUCCAGCAAACACGGCCUAGCAGAGUACAGCCGAGCUCGGGGUUCCCCUCAUCAGCCGCUUCCCAACUCCCACGGCCAGAGCCGGGCUAACGCCACGAGGCCCAGCGCCAUUACCCACAGCUCCAUCACCCACAGCUCCAUCAGCCACACCUCCACAGCGGGACACAACUACGGAGCCUCCCAGGCACACGGGGGCACUCUGCUGAAUUCCUCCUCCUCCUCCUCUUCUUCUUUGCCUUCGGAGGCUCGUGGAGAUGUGAACCCGGAGCCAAUCGCAGAGACACCAGAGACGCCAGCUGACAUCCUCGGCUUCCUCAAAAACUACAACCCCCAUGAACUGGCUGCCCUCUACCACCGCUGGGGUGCAGCCAACGCACUGAUGGAUCCCACUGGGAUGCUGAGGUCUCUGAUGCGGCAGGGACAGUAUUUCUGCCACGAGUGCGGGAAGAGUUUCAGUCAGCCCAGCCACCUGCGUACUCAUAUGAGGUCCCACACAGGGGAGAGGCCAUUCUGCUGCCAGCUCUGCCCAUACCGAGCAUCUCAGAAAGGGAACCUAAAGACGCACGUCCAGAGUGUCCACCAUAUGCCUUUUGACAACAGCCAGUACCCAGACACAAGGAGCUUGUUGCUGAGCCAGGAGGAGCGAGGAGCGCUGGCUGCCAAACACACACCAACGCCACAACAACAACAACAACAACAACAACAACAACAACAGUAGAGACCAUCUGAUAAGACCAGGAUCCAGACUUGGGACCAGACUAGUCAGGGAAUCACACAACCCGAUAAACACCAUCUCCAUCACCAUUCCUAAGAAUGAGAGGACUGGAAGUAGGACCCAAGACUUUUUGAGCCUCUCCUCUCCACCUGUCAUCCUCUAAUGACUUUAGAAGAAUUUUCUACGAUGAAGGCUCUUGUAGUUUUGGGAAAUUUGAAAUAAGAAGCUAGUUAAAGCUGUGCUAGGCAAUUUUUAAAAUCACAACGUGGGGCUGCAGCAGAGAAAGAGUGUCUUAUCUACUAACAGGAAGGAUUUGUUAGAAAUUCAGGUGUCAGGUGUGCACACAGGUGAAGGUGAAGAGUGAAAUAUAAAGUGUCUCCUCAGCAGGAAAAGCUGGACUCACCGAUGAUCGAUCUUUUUGCUUGAAGGUUGGCAAAAUUGAGCAGAUUGUGUGUAGUUUACAUCACCUUAAAGGAUUUCUGAAUAUAGAAAGCCCCCUUAAAAUUCAAAGAGUUACCUCUUGCUGCCAUUUCGGAGGUAGCGACGAGUGAAGUUGCCUAGUGCAGCUUUACGAGGAAAAGUAAAGUUUUUGUGAAAAGAAGCGGAACUUGAAUGCAACUGCUUUUAAUCAAGGACUGUGGCAUUGCAUGGCUGCUAUAGUUGCCCCCCCCCAGUCCCCACACACCCUCUCUCCCUUUCUUUUUCUUUUUUGCUUUAUUGUAUAAGAGUUUGUGCAUUCCUCAGGACACCAAUCAUCAGAGAUGAGAUGAGAGAGAAGAUGCUCUGCGAUUCAUCAACAGUCAAUUGACGCAUUGCAAGUUCGUUUUCCCCUCUGGGUUCAUGAAAAUGAAGUCUGUGUGUGUGUGUCUGCGUGUGUUAAACUCACUUCCCUCCACUCCAGAGUGUAAUGUUAGGAGUGCAGUGACCACUCUGAGGCCGUGUAGCUGAUGAUUAGAAGGAGAGAGAGUUGGAGAGAGGUAGGAUUAAAGAGACAGACAGAGAGAGAGAGAGAGAGAGAGAGAGAGAGAGAGAGAGCGCUAAUGGGGGUGUCUGCUUUAGUGCUCAUUAAAAAGAGUGUGCGUUUUUAAUAGCCAAUAUAAAUGAGCGUACCAUUUUUAUGGCCAUUCAAUUAUUGUCCAUUUAAGAGGAAGGGACUGAGUGGAGGCAGUUUUCCUCCAUAACUCCAUCACAUUAAGGAGUGUUUCCGACACUUCUGACUUUGAGUUAGACUGACUUCAAAAACAGCGGGGAUGACGGGGAGACGCUGGCUCAGCUGUGGAUGGCACAGAUUAAAUUUAGAGAAUAUGGUACUGUACGUGUUAGCCAGCAAAGAUGCAUCUUAAUUUCAUAUUGCUGAAGGGCAACACUGACUUUUUAGGCCUGUUGGUUUUUUAUGUGAUGAAUGUUUUGGUACCAAAACCAACUCGGUCUCUCUGGUAGAAUGCCUUUCCGCAGCACAGAAUACCUUAACACCAACGUUACCUUAGGGGCAUAAAACAUACUUCUUCUACACAAAGUUAAGUUUAUGUUUUGUGACUUUUCUAAUCUUGUGAAAAAUAUAUUUACCAGUUCAGGCCUUUAAAAUUACUAAAUUAAACAAUUUGAGAAGGAAAAUUCAAAACCCAGUUUCCAGUCUUUGUGCUAAGCUAAGCUAAGCUAAGCGGCUACUUGCUGUAUAUUUAAUGGACAGACAUGAGAGCAGUAUCAAUCUACAUAUGGAGCUUUUGUCCUAUCUUUAUUCAAAAGCACGGUCUUUCAAUUUGAGAGCAUGACUCGUUGAUUUCACGUUCAGAUUCAAAUAGCUCCUGCUUGCACUUGGAUUUGCUCUGCUUCUGCUCAAACUGUAUGCUUGCACGUUUAGUGUUGACCAAUGAAAUGAUCCCUGCCUCAUUGCCUUGGAAGUGAAUGAACCCGGUUAAAGAGUAACCGCCCGUCAGGGAUGCUCUAGUAAAGCGAAGGAACGCACCCGCAACAACGCAGGGAUCCUUUCAUUGGUCAACACUACACCUGGCAUUCUAUUGGUUUGGGAAUUUUGGGAAAAUAAUCAGAGCGCAGAGGAGAAAUCUGAGAGCAGAUGUUUUACAAGCACACAGAAGCAGCCUGAGUGUGAGGAGAAUAAGGCUGAAUCUGAGUGCAGGAAAUCUGCGCAAGCAACAAUAUAUCUGAGUGCAAGCAUACAGUUUGAGCAGAAGCAGAGCAAAUCCAAGCCCAAGAAGGCGCUAUUUGAGUUUGAGAACAGGGUUUUGAGGGAAAGCAUUACACAAUCUGAAUGUAAAAUCAAUAAGCUCUUAAAAUGAAAGACCACGCUCUUGAAUAAAGAUAGGGAAAAAGCCCCAUAUCUUCUUAACUGAAUCUCGGCAAGAAAGUGAAUAAGCGUACUUUCCAAACUGUCCCAAACUAUUCCUUUAAAAGUGGCAGGUUCAUUAAACACAUAAAAGGGACAUAUAAUUCAACAUGUCGGCUGUAACAUAACAAGCUCAUCUGACAGAGCAAACAACCAGAGAUGCAGAGAUUUUGUUACCAAAGCAUUUAAGCAAACUAAUGAACCAAACUCCCAUACCGUCGGUCUAAUAUCUUGAAUGGUGAUGUGAAGAUUUGCAUUCUGGGAGGAAGGAGUGAGUAGGUCAGAAAGAGAGAGCAGCCAGAGGUCAGGAGGUCAGGCUUCCAGAGAGUUCAGGUAUGAUAAUAGGAGAUGGAGACUUUUUGAAGCCUACUGAAUUGUAGAGCCGUGACAGCCUUAACACAGGUGUCUGUGUGUGUUUGUGUGUGCAAGUGUGCAUUUAUGCGGGUGUAUGUGCAUUCCUUUCAAUCCUCUCCAUACUGAAGAAGAGGUUGACUAACUCCUGUGUACCCCAUCAGCCUCCCUCUAGAUGCCUACCUCCUUUGCAAUGAAAGCCUGUUUUAAGUUCAUCGGCUGCUGCUAUGAAGCCGGGACUGUUCUUAGCUCGGAGGAGACGCUCUCUCCGUGUCCUGGGCUCGCUUUUCUCUCCUCCAUUGAAAAAAGCCAUGCCUCGACACGUUGGGGGGGGUGGGGGGGAAGAGGAAGAAAAAACAAAGCAGUUGAAAGCAGACUGACAGAGCAAGAGUGGAGACAUUUUUUUUUGUUGUAGGCAUAAAAUCAAAUUCAGUGAAAGAUUACGGAGCAUACAAAGUACUGUUACUUCCCAUCUAUUUUGAGACCUCAGCAGUUUUUUCCAUGAUGAUGAAAUGGUUGCGAUACCAGUGGGUUGUCGAGUUAUGCAUACAACGUUGUGUGCUUGCCUAAUAAUAAUACACAGGAGUGUAUAUUGAAGGUGUGGGUAGUGAAAAUACUUGAAACGGAUACUCUAGCCUUCGAGGUAGUGUAGUACUAAUACCAAUGUUGUACAGAAUUCCCUUUAAGAUUAACUCCUCAGUUAUGAAUUUGUACUCCGAAGUGUGACUUAGAAAAAAAACUAUGAAGCAGGAGUGAGUGUAUGUAAUAUAAACUGUAUAUCUGUAAUCCACUCUUACCAAACCCCUUAUAUACAGCGGUAGAAACCAAAUGGCAUUACUAGUGCACUUAGACUAGGUUACUGCUUUAACCGUUCUCAUCUUGUCUAGCUAAGGUUUCUUUGAGAAUGUCUUUUUAAUGGUGCCAGCUAACACACUUCAAUGUCAUUUCUGGUUUAGAGGCUUUUUUUUUGUUUUAGGAUGAUUCCAUAGAUUUUAAAAUGACAAAUGAUUUGUUCUGUGAUGGCUUUUUAGCUUCGUUUCCUCAUUGGAAGUUUGAUAAUGCUAGGUGCAGCAGUGCUUAAUUUUUCAUAAAGAUGUAAGAGUGUGUUUUUAGUCUUUUCUCUUUGCUAAACUGUAGGAUUUGUUCAGUAGCUAGUCAUGGCUGCCCUCCCAGAGGGGCUGGCAGGUGUUGUUCUUUUCUCUUCGGUUGGGUUUUUAUCAUGCCUCUUAAGUUGUAUUAUUUGUGUCCGUAUUGCUUUUUUUUUAUUAUUUGUUAUGAACUUCAUGAUUAAUUUACCUUAGAAGACAUUAUUAUUCCAAAUGUAUUUGGUUGAUAUCUGUAUUUAUUAUCACUUCAAAAAGGAUUAGAGGACCGAGGCAGACAGGAGCGUUUGUUUAAUUUUUCUGGGUUGUUUUUGUUUUUAUACUGUGUAGUUUUCAUGCCAGCAAGCCGAUGUGAAAGCUCUACCUCGUCUGAGCCAUUCUCAGUUCUGUUACACUUUUGUACAUCAUUUCAAAAAGAUGUAAUGUCAUGUCCACAAUAAAAGACACACAAAAUGGCACCUGUUGGCGCUGUUUCAUCUGG
Sebastes umbrosus (honeycomb rockfish) is the source of this 9041-nucleotide messenger RNA. Its product is annotated as zinc finger protein 516-like. Lineage: Eukaryota; Metazoa; Chordata; Actinopteri; Perciformes; Sebastidae. The coding region runs from base 1307 to 4765 and encodes 1152 amino acids. Gene Ontology annotation, cellular component: nucleus. Gene Ontology annotation, molecular function: RNA polymerase II cis-regulatory region sequence-specific DNA binding; DNA-binding transcription factor activity, RNA polymerase II-specific. The record is from RefSeq and is a predicted model, not a curated record. Gene Ontology annotation, biological process: regulation of DNA-templated transcription. The transcript has 5 exons.